UUUUUCUGAACCCACAAACUCCAUGGCUGGUUUCGUCUCUUAUCUAACUAUUUGCAUCGCUUCCCCCAUUUCGCUGCUCCUGGUUGCGAUUCGUUGCGGGGGUAUUGGGAUGUAUCGGACUUGAGCGAUUGACUCUUCUGGUUAUUUGAUGACUUCGAGAGUUGUUGCUGUGACUCAAUUGCAGGCCGUGGGUGGACAACUUCGCUGUUGAUGGGAUUUUUAGCGGAUGUCAUAAAUUUGCGACGCAGAGGUAGCCUUCCACAUCACAUGGUGGUUGUGCCGUUGUACAUCAAUAACCAAUAGAAGGAAACUAAGUGGAGCUGCUAGUAAUUAGAACGGGGUGCGAUCGGCAGCAUUCGCAGCGAUGAGUCUCACGAAGUCCCAAAUUUUUCAUGCCCACAGCAAUUGCAAACACCUUCCUCUGGAACGAGAAUGCCUUCAAAGACACAGUAUCUAUUCUGUCAUUGCUUCAUCGUUUCAUGUGGGUAAUCUAAAAGGCCCAUCACGUAAACGAUCUGUGGUCGCUCGUUUUGUGAUGAGUAGUAGGGCACAAGCUAAAAGGCCAGCACACCAUGGGAAGAGCAAGAAGGAUAGUAAAGAACAGCGGGGGAAGAUAUUGAAAAAUACUAAGAAAGUUGACUCCAGUGGCCUCAUGUUAACAGAUUCCCUCGCCAUAGGAAACUCUUCCUUAGCUCCAGCUGACUUUUGUAGUAUGGAAGAGGAACUUGAUGAGCUUGAUGAAGACGAUGAACUGCAGAUUUACCGAGGUCUUGUGCUCGACCUCACAUAUAGACCAAUCAAUGUGGUAAGCUGGAAGCGAGCAUUAUGUUUAGAUGUCAUGGAGAGGGCAGACGUGUUGGAAUAUUAUGAUCAAGCCGUUGUAGCAGUCUCCAAAUCCUAUUAUAUUCCAGCAGUUCUUAGGGUUAGUACCUUUGUUCAUGCGCCAAAGGGCAAGAAGGUCAAGCUCACCCUGAAUCGUAACAAUAUCUUUUUGAGGGACAAAUUUAGAUGCCAGUAUUGCAAUAAGAGGGGAGAGGACUUGACAGUUGAUCACGUGCUGGCAGCCUCUCGUGGAGGUGGUUGGGAGUGGGAAAAUCUGGUCACUGCAUGCGCAACUUGUAAUGUAAAAAAAGGAGACAAGUCUCUGGAGGAGUGUCGCAUGAAGCUUUUGAAGCAACCCAAGGAGCCCAAGGAGCUUGACAGUUCCGACUUGCCUCCGAACUACAGGACGUUUAGAGUCCUCCAUCGUAACAAAGCUACACCUGCGGAAUGGGUGGAUUAUCUACCAAAGCAGAUACCGCUUUUCUGAUUGACAAGUGCGUGGAUGUUAAAUAUAAUUGAUGAUUAAUUCUGUCACUUGCAAGUGUAGACAAAUUUUGUAUCAAGCAUCUGCUUGAUAAGUUGUGAAUAGGUAGAACCGCAGAAGACUAGUCCUUGUUUUCUAGAUGGCACGAAUGCGUAGUUAGCUCUGUGGCUCUGUACAUUUUUGUACAUUAUUGUAAAACUACCAACUAGAAGCUUGUUUGGCUUAGAAUCGCACGAACCCAACUGGGGUGUUGGUGGCCGUAAUCGUAUUUUUCUGCAUGUAUUGCUUUAUCAUUUCAACGUGGCUGGCGUUACUGAGAACGAUGAUGUUUCCCAGCCUCGUCAAUUGCACUUUGCUGCACAUGAUUGUCGUGCCGCAUGGAGACCAGUGCUUUGAAUAGAA
This is a messenger RNA of Physcomitrium patens, 1708 nucleotides long. The record is from RefSeq and is a predicted model, not a curated record. NCBI's taxonomy places the organism in Eukaryota, Viridiplantae, Streptophyta, Bryopsida, Funariales, Funariaceae.